Molecule: messenger RNA, 1575 nt
Organism: Plasmodium cynomolgi strain B
Lineage: Eukaryota; Apicomplexa; Aconoidasida; Haemosporida; Plasmodiidae
Exons: 2
Coding region: 1-1575 (524 amino acids)
Source: RefSeq, a predicted model, not a curated record
AUGUCGAUUUACGCUCUGGUGGGUCUUCUCCUGCUUGUGAUCCACACCCACCUUCUCGGGUCCCUUUCGGUCAAAUACAUAACAACUCCGGUGAAGAAAAAGCAGAUAAGAAAUCAAAACGAAAAGAGUGUGAGAAGACCCUCCCUGAGGAGCACAAAAAUACAAAUGAUUUUAGCGCCUAAAGGAUCGAUGCACGAAAAGAAGACAAAAGAAAUUUUGGAAGAUCCAUUGAAAAACUACCCAUGGGAAAUAAGUAUCCCAUUUCAUGAAACGAUUACAAAAGAAAUUAGUCCAUAUUAUAAUUUUUUAAAAUGUGAAUGGGCAUAUGUAGACCAUAAAAAGGACGUAAGAAGAGCAUGUGGGAAAAUCGAAGGAGGGGUUGAAAAUUAUGAUGGAAAAGGAUUAAAACUAGAGAAAGGAAUAGAUAGACCUAGGUAUAAUAAAAUCCCAUAUUAUGAUGACCAUGGAGUUGAAUGGAGAAAUAUAAACCAAGAAGAACUAAUCAGAUUUGAUUUCCUUCCUGAUGGAAAUCAGGAUCAAACUUUUCUUGAAACUGAAGAAGAUUUAGAACACAGACAAUGGGGAAAUUGGAAUUACAACUGUUCUAAAGAAACAACACAGUUGAAUUCUGCUUGGAGAGAUCCUGUACUGUCUAGAAGCUUGACUAAUUUAAUUUAUCCAUGGAAUCAUAAGGCACAUGAAAAUCAUAUUAUUCCUUAUGGGUAUAGAUCUCCCGCUUUGUUUAUACCUGAACCCAAAAUCGAAUGGGAGCUCGCAGCUAGAGGAUUUUUCGCUGGCUAUUAUGAAGAUCCCAAUUGGUCACGCAUCAGAUAUUAUAAGCAAACGAAAAAACUAAUUUUGCAGUGGCAUGAUGAAAGCAAGAACAAAGAUGGUGAUAAGGACAGCCGAGUGUUGGACAAAAUAAAAAUGGAACUUUUUGGAUUGUCUGCUAAAAGAAGGUACCCCUCCAAACAGAUCAAACUCAUUAAUGAACAUGCGUUGUUGAGAGCUAAAGAAAUGGUUCUAGAUCAUUUACUGAAUCCAAGUGCAGAUCCGGAUUAUAUUACUUACUUCCUAGAUAGACAUGAACCCAUAGAUUACAUCGGAGGAGGGAACCAUAACUGUUCUGAGGAAGAAAUUAAAAACAAAACGGUAGUACUUAACAUGUGUGUUUAUCCGGUCAAACAAAGACAUGAAACUUACUCAAAAAAUAUGUCUAUUUCGGAGAUGGCUGAAAUGUACCAUUACUACAUGACGGAAAUAAGAGGAGAAGGUAGGUCACAUCAAUCAUGUGAAGAUCCAGUGGAUGCUAAGUAUCAAUGCUACGAGUUGCAAGAACAGAGGAACCAAUUCCCUGCUUUGGUAUCCCUAUAUAAACCUCUUUGGACGAAUAAAAAAUUCGGAGAAGAAUUUGGGGAUGCUCUUCAGGAGGGCCAGAAGAUACGCAUCGACCACCUGCGCACCUUUAACAGAAAACUCAGAGUUAAAAGGAGGAGAAAGCUGACCCCGGAACAGAUGGAUGCCAACAACUACGUCGACGACUACAGCCAUGUGGACGACGAGUACGAGUUUUAG